AUGUGUUCCAGGACCUUCUCUGAGAGCUUCCACAGCCUGUGUCCAGAGAAGCCAUGGGUCACCAAGCUCAGCUCUGCUGGUUUAAUUUACUUUCACUUUGGACGAAGACUUCUGUCUGAGCUCACACAGCUGAAGGACCAGCGCCACCUGGAGGUGCUCUAUGACAAACUUUAUGAGAACUUUGUGGAAGAAGUGGACGCUGUGGACAACGGCAUCUCUCAGUGCGACGGAGACGCCCGCUACGCCGUCACCACCACGCUCAGCUGCAGGGUCGGCCACCUCAACCCCCGAUGGAACAGCCACAGCCAGGACACGGAGGAAGGUUUUAAGAAAGCCAUGGUUCUGGUCGGGGCAGAGUUCCUGGACCGUUUGGACUAUUAUCAGUUUGGAUGGUUACCUGCUCGUGCUGUGGUGGAGGAGGCCGUCACCAACAGACUCAAGGAGCUAAAGGGCCAGGAGCUAAAGGGCCAGGAGCUAAAGGGCCGGGAGCUAAAGGGUCGGGAGCUACAGAAGCUAAAGGGCCGGGAGCUAAAGGGUCGGGAGCUACAGGAGCUAAAGGGCCAGGAGCUAAAGGGCCAGGAGCUAAAGGGCCAGGAGCUAAAGGGCCAGGAGCUAAAGGGCCAGGAGCUAAAGGGCCGGGAGCUAAAGGGUCGGGAGCUACAGAAGCUAAAGGGCCGGGAGCUAAAGGGUCGGGAGCUAAAGAGUCGGGAGCUAAAGGGUCGGGAGCUAAAGGGCCGGGAGCUAAAGGGACGGGAGCUACAGGAGCUAAAGGGUCGGGAGCUAAAGGGCCGGGAGCUAAAGGGCCGGGAGCUAAAGGGCCGGGACCUAAAGGGUCGGGAGCUAAAGGGCCGGGAGCUAAAGGGUCGGGAGCUACAGGAGCUAAAGGGUCGGGAGCUAAAGGGCCGGGAGCUAAAGGGCCGGGAGCUAAAGGGCCGGGAGCUAAAGGGUCGGGAGCUAAAGGGCCGGGAGCUAAAGGGUCGGGAGCUACAGGAGCUAAAGGGCCGGGAGCUAAAGGGCCGGGAGCUAAAGGGCCGGGAGCUAAAGGGCCGGGAGCUAAAGGGCCGGGAGCUUAAGGGCCGGGAGCUAAAGGGCCGGGAGCUACAGGAGCUAAAGGGCCAGGAGCUAAAAGCUAAAGGGCCGGGAGCUAAAGAGUCGGGAGCUAAAGGGCCAGGAGCUAAAGGGCCGGGAGCUAAAGACCAGGAGCUUAAGGGCCAGGAGCUUAAGAGCCGGGAGCUAAAGGGCCAGGAGCUUAAGGGCCGGGAGCUACAGGAGCUAAAGGGCUGGGAGCUAAAGGGCCGGGAGCUAAAGGGGCCGGGAGCUACAGGAGCUAAAGGGCUGGGAGCUAAAGGGCCGGGAGCUAAAGGGUCGGGAGCUACAGAAGCUAAGGGCCAGGAGCUAAAGGGUCGGGAGCUACAGGAGCUAAAGGGUCAGGAGCUAAAGGGCCGGGAGCUACAGGAGCUAAAGGGCCGGGAGCUACAGGAGCUAAAGGGCUGGGAGCUACAGGAGCUAAAGGGCUGGGAGCUACAGGAGCUAAAGGGCCGGGAGCUACAGGAGCUAAAGGGCUGGGAGCUACAGGAGCUAAAGGGCUGGGAGCUACAGGAGCUAAAGGGCUGGGAGCUACAGAAGCUAAAGGGUCAGGAGCUAAAGGGCCGGGAGCUACAGGAGCUAAAGGGCUGGGAGCUACAGGAGCUAAAGGGCUGGGAGCUACAGAAGCUAAAGGGCCGGGAGCUAAAGGGCCGGGAGCUAAAGGGCCGGGAGCUAAAGGGUCGGGAGCUACAGGGCCGGGAGCUAAAGGGUCGGGAGCUAAAGGGUCGGGAGCUAAAGGGUCGGGAGCUAAAGGGCCAGGAGCUACAGGAGCUAAAGGGCUGGGAGCUACAGGAGCUAAAGGGCUGGGAGCUACAGGAGCUAAAGGGCUGGGAGCUAAAGGGCCGGGAGCUAAAGGGCCGGGAGCUAAAGGGUCGGGAGCUACAGGAGCUAAAGGGCCGGGAGCUAAAGGGUCAGGAGCUAAAGGGUCGGGAGCUAAAGAGUCGGGAGCUAAAGGGCCGGGAGCUAAAGGGUCGGGAGCUAAAGGGCCAGGAGCUAAAGGGUCAGGAGCUAAAGGGCCAGGAGCUAAAGGGCCAGGAGCUAAAGGGUCAGGAGCUAAAGGAUCGGGAGCUAAAGGGUCAGGAGCUAAAGAGCCGGGAGCUAAAGGAUCGGGAGCUACAGGAGCUAAAGGGUCGGGAGCUAAAGGGUCAGGAGCUAAAGGGUCGGGAGCUAAAGGGCCAGGAGCUAAAGAGCCAGGAGCUAAAGGGUCAGGAGCUAAAGGAUCGGGAGCUAAAGGCUAAAGGGCCGGGAGCUAAAGGCCGGGAGCUAAAGGGCCGGGAGCUAAAGGGCCAGGAGCUAAAGGGUCAGGAGCUAAAGGGCCAGGAGCUAAAGGGCCAGGAGCUAAAGGGUCGGGAGCUAAAGGGCCAGGAGCUAAAGGGUCAGGAGCUACAGGAGCUAAAGGGCCAGGAGCUAAAGGAUCGGGAGCUACAGGAGCUAAAGGGCCAGGAGCUAAAGGGCCGGGAGCUAAAGGGCCGGGAGCUAAAGAGCCGGGAGCUAAAGCGCCGGGAGCUAAAGGAUCGGGAGCUACAGGAGCUAAAGGGCCAGGAGCUAAAGGGCCAGGAGCUAAAGGGCCAGGAGCUUAAGGGCCGGGAGCUUAAGGGCCAGGAGCUAAAGGGCCGGGAGUUACAGGAGCUAAAGGGUCAGGAGAUAAAGGGUCAGGAGCUAAAGGGCCGGGAGCUAAAGGGUCGGGAGCUAAAGGGUCGGGAGCUAAAGGGCCGGGAGCUAAAGGACCAGGAGCUAAAGGGCCAGGAGCUAAAGGAUCGGGAGCUACAGGAGCUAAAGGGCCAGGAGCUAAAGGGUCAGGAGCUAAAGGGCCAGGAGCUAGGGCCAGGAGCUAAAGGGCCAGGAGCUAAAGGGCCAGGAGCUAAAGGGCCGGGAGCUAAAGGGCCAGGAGCUAAAGGGCCAGGAGCUACAGGAGCUAAAGGGUCAGGAGCUAAAGGGUCAGGAGCUAAAGGGUCAGGAGCUAAAGGGUCGGGAGCUAAAGGGUCGGGAGCUAAAGGGUCGGGAGCUAAAGGGCCGGGAGCUAAAGAGCCAGGAGCUAAAGGGCCGGGAGCUAAAGGGCCGGGAGCUAAAGGGCCAGGAGCUAAAGGGCCAGGAGCUAAAGGGCCAGGAGCUAAAGGGCCAGGAGCUAAAGGGCCAGGAGCUAAAGGGCCAGGAGCUAAAGGGCCGGGAGCUAAAGGGCCGGGAGCUAAAGGGCCGGGAGCUAAAGGGCCAGGAGCUACAGGAGCUAAAGGGUCAGGAGCUAAAGGGUCAGGAGCUAAAGGGUCAGGAGCUAAAGGGUCAGGAGCUAAAGGGUCAGGAGCUAAAGAGCCAGGAGCUAAAGGCCGGGAGCUAAAGGGCCGGAAGCUAAAGGGUCGGGAGCUAAAGGGCCAGGAGCUAAAGGGCCAGGAGCUAAAGGGCCAGGAGCUAAAGGCCGAGGAGCUAAAGAGCCAGGAGCUAAAGGGUCAGGAGCUAAAGAGCCAGGAGCUAAAGGGCCAGGAGCUAAAGAGAGCUAAAGGGCUGGGAGCUAAAGGGCCGGGAGCUAAAGGGUCGGGAGCUACAGGAGCUAAGGGCCAGGAGCUAAAGGGUCGGGAGCUACAGGAGCUAAAGGGUCAGGAGCUAAAGGGCCGGGAGCUACAGGAGCUAAAGGGCUGGGAGCUACAGGAGCUAAAGGGCUGGGAGCUACAGGAGCUAAAGGGCUGGGAGCUAAAGGGCCGGGAGCUAAAGGGCCGGGAGCUAAAGGGUCGGGAGCUAAAGGGUCGGGAGCUAAAGGGUCGGGAGCUAAAGGGUCGGGAGCUAAAGGGCCGGGAGCUAAAGGGCCAGGAGCUAAAGGGUCGGGAGCUAAAGGGCCAGGAGCUAAAGGGUCGGGAGCUAAAGGGCCAGGAGCUAAAGGGUCAGGAGCUAAAGGGCCGGGAGCUACAGGAGCUAAAGGGCUGGGAGCUACAGGAGCUAAAGGGCUGGGAGCUACAGGAGCUAAAGGGCUGGGAACUACAGGAGCUAAAGGGUCAGGAGCUAAAGGGCCGGGAGCUAAAGGGCCGGGAGCUAAAGGGUCAGGAGCUAAAGGGUCGGGAGCUAAAGGGUCGGGGUCGGGAGCUUAAGGGCCGGGAGCUAAAGGAUCGGGAGCUACAGGAGCUAAAGGCUACGGGAGGAGCUAAGGGCCAGGAGCUAAAGGGUCGGGAGCUAAAGGGUCGGGAGCUAAAGGGUCGGGAGCUAAAGGGCCGGGAGCUUAAGGAGCUAAAGGGUCAGGAGCUAAAGGGCCGGGAGCUAAAGGGCCAGGAGCUUAAGGGCCGGGAGCUACAGGAGCUAAAGGGCUGGGAGCUAAAGGGUCGGGAGCUUAAGGAGCUAAAGGGUCAGGAGCUAAAGGGCCGGGAGCUACAGGAGCUAAAGAGCCGGGAGCUACAGGAGCUAAAGGGCCGGGAGCUACAGGAGCUAAAGGGCCGGGAGCUACAGGAGCUAAAGGGUCGGGAGCUAAAGGGCCGGGAGCUACAGGAGCUAAAGGGUCAGGAGCUACAGGAGCUAAAGGGCCGGGAGCUACAGGAGCUAAAGGGUCGGGAGCUAAAGGGCCGGGAGCUAAAGGGCCGGGAGCUAAAGGGAGCUAAAGGAUCGGGAGCUACAGGAGCUAAAGGGUCGGGAGCUAAAGGGUCGGGAGCUAAAGGGUCGGGAGCUACAGGAGCUAAAGGUCGGGAGCUAAAGGGUCGGGAGCUAAAGGGUCGGGAGCUAAAGGGUCGGGAGCUAAAGGGUCGGGAGCUAAAGGAUCGGGAGCUACAGGAGCUAAAGGGCCGGGAGCUAAAGAGUCGGGAGCUAAAGGGUCGGGAGCUAAAGGGAGCUAAAGGGUCAGGAGCUAAAGAGCCGGGAGCUAAAGGGCCAGGAGCUAAGGGCCGGGAGCUACAGGAGCUAAAGGGCUGGGAGCUAAAGGGUCGGGAGCUUAAGGAGCUAAAGCGCCGGGAGCUACAGGAGCUAAAGGGCCGGGAGCUACAGGAGCUAAAGGGCCGGGAGCUACAGGAGCUAAAGGGCUGGGAGCUACAGGAGCUAAAGGGCCGGGAGCUACAGGAGCUAAAGGGUCAGGAGCUACAGGAGCUAAAGGGCUGGGAGCUACAGAAGCUAAAGGGCCGGGAGCUACAGGAGCUAAAGGGUCAGGAGCUAAAGGGCCGGAGAGCUAAAGGGCCGGGAGCUAAAGGGUCGGGAGCUAAAGGGUCGGGAGCUAAAGGGUCGGGAGCUAAAGGGCCGGGAGCUAAAGGGUCGGGAGCUAAAGGGCCAGGAGCUAAAGGGUCAGGAGCUAAAGGGCCAGGAGCUAAAGAGCCAGGAGCUAAAGGGUCAGGAGCUAAAGGAUCGGGAGCUACAGGAGCUAAAGGGUCGGGAGCUAAAGGGUCAGGAGCUAAAGGGUCGGGAGCUAAAGGGCCAGGAGCUAAAGCGCCAGGAGCUAAAGGGUCAGGAGCUAAAGGAUCGGGAGCUAAAGGGGCCGGAGCUAAAGGGCCGGGAGCUAAAGGGCCAGGAGCUAAAGCUAAAGGGCCGGGAGCUAAAGGGCCGGGAGCUAAAGGGCCGGGAGCUAAAGGGCCGGGAGCUAAAGGGCCAGGAGCUAAAGGGUCAGGAGCUAAAGGGCCAGGAGCUAAAGGGCAGGAGCUAAAGGGUCGGGAGCUAAAGGGCCAGGAGCUAAAGGGUCAGGAGCUACAGGAGCUAAAGGGCCAGGAGCUAAAGGAUCGGGAGCUACAGGAGCUAAAGGGCCAGGAGCUAAAGGGCCGGGAGCUAAAGGGCCGGGAGCUAAAGGGCCGGGAGCUAAAGGAUCGGGAGCUACAGGAGCUAAAGGGCCAGGAGCUAAAGAGCCAGGAGCUAAAGGGCCAGGAGCUUAAGGGCCGGGAGCUUAAGGGCCAGGAGCUAAAGGGCCGGGAGUUACAGGAGCUAAAGGGUCAGGAGAUAAAGGGUCAGGAGCUAAAGGGCCGGGAGCUAAAGGGUCGGGAGCUAAAGGGUCGGGAGCUAAAGGGCCGGGAGCUAAAGGACCAGGAGCUAAAGGAUCGGGAGCUACAGGAGCUAAAGGGCCAGGAGCUAAAGGGUCAGGAGCUAAAGGGCCAGGAGCUACAGGAGCUAAAGGGCCAGGAGCUAAAGGGCCAGGAGCUAAAGGGCCGGGAGCUAAAGGGCCAGGAGCUAAAGGGCCAGGAGCUACAGGAGCUAAAGGGUCAGGAGCUAAAGGGUCAGGAGCUAAAGGGUCGGGAGCUAAAGGGCCGGGAGCUAAAGGGCCGGGAUCUAAAGGGCCGGGAGCUAAAGGGCCAGGAGCUAAAGGGCCAGGAGCUAAAGGGCCAGGAGCUAAAGGGCCAGGAGCUAAAGGGCCAGGAGCUAAAGGGCCAGGAGCUAAAGGGCCAGGAGCUAAACCGCCAGGAGCUAAAGGGCCAGGAGCUAAAGGGCCGGGAGCUAAAGGGCCGGGAGCUAAAGGGCCAGGAGCUAAAGGGCCGGGAGCUACAGGAGCUAAAGGGUCAGGAGCUAAAGGGUCAGGAGCUAAAGGGUCAGGAGCUAAAGGGUCAGGAGCUAAAGGGAGCUAAGGGCCAGGAGCUAAAGGGUCGGGAGCUAAAGGGCCGGGAGCUUAAGGAGCUAAAGGGUCAGGAGCUAAAGAGCCGGGAGCUAAAGGGCCAGGAGCUUAAGGGCCGGGAGCUACAGGAGCUAAAGGGCUGGGAGCUAAAGGGUCGGGAGCUAAAGGGUCGGGAGCUUAAGGAGCUAAAGGGCCGGGAGCUACAGGAGCUAAAGGGCCGGGAGCUACAGGAGCUAAAGGGCCGGGAGCUACAGGAGCUAAAGGGCUGGGAGCUACAGGAGCUAAAGGGCCGGGAGCUACAGGAGCUAAAGGGUCAGGAGCUACAGGAGCUAAAGGGCUGGGAGCUACAGAAGCUAAAGGGCCGGGAGCUACAGGAGCUAAAGGGUCAGGAGCUAAAGGGCCGGGAGCUAAAGGGCCGGGAGCUAAAGGGUCGGGAGCUAAAGGGUCGGGAGCUAAAGGGUCGGGAGCUAAAGGGUCGGGAGCUAAAGGAUCGGGAGCUACAGGAGCUAAAGGGCCGGGAGCUAAAGGGCCGGGAGCUAAAGGGCCGGGAGCUAAAGGGUCGGGAGCUAAAGGGUCGGGAGCUAAAGGGCCGGGAGCUAAAGGGUCGGGAGCUAAAGGAUCGGGAGCUACAGGAGCUAAAGGGUCGGGAGCUAAAGGGAGCUAAAGGGUCGGGAGCUAAAGAGUCGGGAGCUAAAGGCCGGGAGCUAAAGGGUCGGGAGCUACAGGAGCUAAAGGGCCAGGAGAUAAAGAGCCGGGAGCUAAAGGGCCAGGAGCUAAAGGGUCAGGAGCUAAAGGGCCGGGAGCUAAAGGGCCGGGAGCUAAAGGGCCGGGAGCUAAAGGGCCGGGAGCUAAAGGGUCGGGAGCUAAAGGGCCAGGAGCUAAAGGGUCAGGAGCUAAAGGGCCAGGAGCUAAAGAGCCAGGAGCUAAAGGGUCAGGAGCUAAAGGGUCAGGAGCUAAAGGGUCAGGAGCUAAAGGGCCAGGAGCUAAAGAGUCGGGAGCUAAAGGGCCAGGAGCUAAAGGGUCAGGAGCUACAGAAGCUAAAGGGCCAGGAGCUAAAGAAUCGGGAGCUACAGGAGCUAAAGGGCCGGGAGCUAAAGUGCCGGGAGCUAAAGGGCCGGGAGCUAAAGGGCCGGGAGCUAAAGGAUCGGGAGCUACAGGAGCUAAAGGUCCAGGAGCUAAAGGGCCAGGAGCUAAAGGGCCAGGAGCUUAAGGGCCGGGAGCUUAAGGGCCAGGAGCUAAAGGGCCGGGAGUUACAGGAGCUAAAGGGUCAGGAGCUAAAGGGCCGGGAGCUAAAGGGUCGGGAGCUAAAGGGCCGGGAGCUAAAGGGCCAGGAGCUAAAGGAUCGGGAGCUACAGGAGCUAAAGGGCCAGGAGCUAAAGGGCCAGGAGCUAAAGGGCCAGGAGCUAAAGGGCCAGGAGCUAAAGGAACAGGAGCUAAAGGGCCAGGAGCUAAAGGGCCGGGAGCUAAAGGGCCAGGAGCUAAAGGGCCGGGGGCUACAGGAGCUAAAGGGUCAGGAGCUAAAGGGUCAGGAGCUAAAGGGUCAGGAGCUAAAGGGCCAGGAGCUAAAGAGCCGGGAGCUAAAGGGCCGGGAGCUAAAGGGCCAGGAGCUAAAGGGCCAGGAGCUAAAGGGCCAGGAGCUAAAGGGCCAGGAGCUAAAGGGCCAGGAGCUAAAGGAUCGGGAGCUAAAGGGUCGGGAGCUAAAGGGCCGGGAGCUAAAGGACCAGGAGCUAAAGGGCCAGGAGCUAAAGGAUCAGGAGCUACAGGAGCUAAAGGGCCAGGAGCUAAAGGGCCAGGAGCUAAAGGGCCAGGAGCUAAAGGGCCAGGAGCUAAAGAGCCAGGAGCUAAAGGGCCAGGAGCUAAAGAGCCGGGAGCUAAAGGGCCAGGAGCUAAAGAGCCGGGGGCUACAGGAGCUAAAGAGUCAGGAGCUAAAGGGUCAGGAGCUAAAGGGUCAGGAGCUAAAGGGCCAGGAGCUAAAGGGCCAGGAGCUAAAGGGCCAGGAGCUAAAGGGCCAGGAGCUAAAGGGCCAGGAGCUAAAGAGCCGGGAGCUAAAGGGCCAGGAGCUAAAGGGCCGGGGGCUACAGGAGCUAAAGGGUCAGGAGCUAAAGGGUCAGGAGCUAAAGAGCCAGGAGCUAAAGAGCCGGGAGCUAAAGGGCCGGGAGCUAAAGGGCCAGGAGCUAAAGGGCCGGGAGCUAAAGGAUCGGGAGCUAAAGGGCCAGGAGCUAAAGGGCCAGGAGCUAAAGGAACCAGCACUGGAGGGUCCAGUGUGUCCCGGCCGGGCUCAACACCUUCCAGAACAGGUGACCACAGACCUACUGGACCACAGACCUACAGGACCACAGACCUACAGGACCACAGACCUACAGGAGCACAGACCUACAGGACCACAGACCUACAGGACCACAGACCCACAGGACCACAGACCUACAGGACCACAGACCUACUGGACCACAGACCUACAGGAGCACAGACCUACAGGAGCACAGACCUACAGGACCACAGACCUACUGGACCACAGACCUACAGGACCACAGACCUACUGGACCACAGACCUACAGGAGCACAGACCUACAGGACCACAGACCUACAGGACCACAGACCCACAGGACCACAGACCUACAGGACCACAGACCUACUGGACCACAGACCUACAGGAGCACAGACCUACAGGAGCACAGACCUACAGGACCACAGACCUACUGGACCACAGACCUACAGGACCACAGACCUACUGGACCACAGACCUACAGGAGCACAGACCUACAGGAGCACAGACCUACAGGAGCACAGACCUACAGGACCACAGACCUACAGGAGCACAGACCUACUGGACCACAGACCUACAGGACCACAGACCUACAGGAGCACAGACCUACAGGACCACAAACUCACAGGACCACAAACUCACAGGACCACAAACUCACAGGACCACAGACCUACAGGACCACAGACCUACAGGACCACAGACCUACAGGACCACAGACCUACAGGACCACAGACCCACUGGACCACAGAUCUACAGGACCACAGACCUACAGGAGCACAGACCUACAGGACCACAGACCCACUGGACCACAGACCUACAGGAGCACAGACCUACAGGACCACAGACCCACUGGACCACAGACCUACAGGAGCACAGACCUACAGGACCACAGACCUACAGGACCACAGACCUACAGGACCACAGACCCACAGGACCACAGACCUACAGGACCACAGACCUACAGGACCACAGACCUACAGGACCACAGACCCACAGGACCACAGACCUACAGGACCACAGACCUACUGGACCACAGACCUACUGGACCACAGACCUACAGGAGCACAGACCUACAGGACCACAGACCUACAGGAGCACAGACCUACAGGAGCACAGACCUACAGAACCACAGACCCACUGGACCACAGAUCUACAGGAGCACAGACCUACAGGACCACAGACCUACAGGAGCACAGACCUACAGAACCACAGACCUACUGGACCACAGACCUACUGGACCACAGACCUACAGGACCACAGACCUACAGGACCACAAACUGACAGGACCACAGACCUACAGGACCACAGACCUACAGGACCACAGACCUACAGGAGCACAGACCUACAGAACCACAGACCCACUGGACCACAGAUCUACAGGACCACAGACCUACAGGAGCACAGACCCACUGGACCACAGACCUACAGGAGCACAGACCUACAGGACCACAGACCUACUGGACCACAGACCACAGACCUACAGGACCACAGACCUACAGGACCACAGACCAUAGACCUACAGGACCACAGACCUACAGGACCACAGACCAUAGACCUACAGGACCACAGACCUACAGGAGCACAGACCACAGACCUACAGGACCACAGACCACAGACCUACAGGACCACAGACCUACAGGACCACAGACCACAGACCUACAGGACCACAGACCUACAGGAGCACAGACCUACAGGACCACAGACCUACAGGACCACAGACCUACAGGACCACAGACCUACAGGACCACAGACCUACUGGACCACAAACUCACAGGACCACAAACUCACAGGACCACAAACUCACAGGACCACAAACUCACAGGACCACAGACCUACAGGACCACAGACCUACAGGACCACAGACCUACAGGACCACAGACCUACAGGACCACAGACCUACAGGAGCACAGACCACAGACCUACAGGACCACAGACCUACAGGACCACAGACCCACUGGACCACAGAUCUACAGGACCACAGACCUACAGGAGCACAGACCACAGACCUACAGGACCACAGACCUACAGGACCACAGACCCACUGGACCACAGAUCUACAGGACCACAGACCUACAGGACCACAGACCUACAGGACCACCGACCUACAGGACCACAGACCUACAGGACCACAGACCUACAGGACCACCGACCUACAGGACCACAGACCACAGACCUACAGGACCACAGACCUACAGGACCACAGACCUACAGGACCACAGACCUACAGGACCACAGACCUACAGGACCACAGACCUACAGGACCACCGACCUACAGGACCACAGACCAUAG
This is a messenger RNA of Knipowitschia caucasica, 11133 nucleotides long. The record is from the annotation of a GenBank genome assembly. Lineage: Eukaryota; Metazoa; Chordata; Actinopteri; Gobiiformes; Gobiidae.